Punctularia strigosozonata HHB-11173 SS5 is the source of this 1555-nucleotide messenger RNA. RefSeq lists its product as uncharacterized. The record is from RefSeq and is a predicted model, not a curated record. The annotation marks the transcript as partial. NCBI's taxonomy places the organism in Eukaryota, Fungi, Basidiomycota, Agaricomycetes, Corticiales, Punctulariaceae. The transcript has 4 exons.
AUGCAGACGCUUCUCCCAGAGCUCAUAGAUGCCGUCUCCGAGCAUAUUCCAUUGACGUGGAAACCGCAGACGCUUUUAUCGCUGUCAUUGACGUGCCGGCGUGUCAACACGAUCGUCAUACCUCAUUUGCUUUACAGGCAUGUACGAAUCGAAGGGGAAGAACUUUGCAGGGCAGCCAUUACUCGAAUGUCGGUCGAGCAGGAGAAUACAGACCGACCACCCCUCGGGCAUUACGUGCAAAACCUUAUCAUUUCGACUCCGCGAACGUCGACCGCAGAGGUUGAUGUCCUUGCUCAGUUCCACAUCUCGAUAUCGAAUGGAGUCUUCCCCCAGCUCCGAUCUCUUGCCAUCAUCCUGGAGGGCGGGUGGCAAUGGGACGGAGAAUCGGGCGAGGAACUAGAGUUUCAUCAGCUUGACCCGCCUUUCUGGAAAUGCCUUGAGACUCGCUGCCCUCAUCUGAGCGAACUGGUGUUGGUGGGACUUAUCGGUCAGGGAGAUGAUCCAGAGACCGUGUCCACUGCGGCCUGUUCUCAGCUGAAGCUGCAUCACAUCUCAAUUGAAAGUGCUGCCAUUGACAUGACUGGCCUGAUGCGUCGGCUCGGCGACCCCAUCAUACGCGAUAAUUUGCAAGCGUUGGAGUUAGCUAGCCCAGGCGACAUCGUGAUUGAUGAGAAGCUGUCUCUGCUGGAUAUGACAUUCCCUCGCCUCAGUUCGUUCAUCCUGGAAGCAGGAGGGUGUGAUCUGGACACCGUAGAGUUCUUCGAGCGACAUCCGCUGUUGACCCGUGUCGAGAUCGGCAUUUACAUGGGCGAUUCCUGGUUUGUUGGGUUCCACGGCGGGUUGCUGCCAAACUUGAAGGUGCUUAAGUGUACAUUCGUAAACGCCAGAUCUGUCUUGCCGCAUAUCGGACACCAAUUGACUACUCUCGAUCUUCUCGAGACAUCAAACUCACAAGCUGUAUGGCUCCUACGCACAAGGGUUUCAGGAGGUAUACUACCACGUCUGCGGUCUCUGGGUAUUCAACUGCGAGCAUCGACCAAUAGCAAGAACAAAGCAGAGAAUGGUCACGGAUGGCGAGAAGACGAGCGCGGUCACCCCUCCCAGGAGAGCCGCAAGAAAUUCCAACGCUAUUUCGACGGCAACUACGUCAUGAGCGUUGCUAAAGCUGCUCCAAACCUUGAAGAGUUGGAGUUGAUGGGGCCAAGUUGCGAUCGAUUGGACGCGAUCUCAUCAUCAUUGUCCCUCAUGCCGAAGCUAAGGCACCUAAGCAUCUCUGGCCCCCAGAAUUACACCCAGAAACCGUUCUUUGAAGUCAGCCGGUUAUGGGUAGAGGACGAUCCCAAGCAACGGGACUUGAUCGUGGAUACUUACGAUCCAGCUCCCCUUUACACGCCAGAUAAUUUUGAACGAGUCGCGCUGGACUUGGCGAAUGGGUGCCGCACGCUUGGGACCAUUUCGCUGAGUAGCCGAGUAGCCGAGUGGUUGGCGGAUGAUAAAACGGCUCGCAUAAUCAGGAACGAAGAAGGCACCGUGGAUACGAUAGUCAUGUCAAAGC